Molecule: messenger RNA, 501 nt
Organism: Colletotrichum destructivum
Lineage: Eukaryota; Fungi; Ascomycota; Sordariomycetes; Glomerellales; Glomerellaceae
Exons: 2
Coding region: 1-258 (85 amino acids)
Source: RefSeq, a predicted model, not a curated record
AUGACUAUAAAUACCCGACGACGGACGGUGCCAUUAAUCCGUCUUCUCGCAACUUCGCAACUCCCACCCAACCUUAAGAAUCUAAGCAACUAUUUCUCUGACACAAUGAAGUUAUCCAUCAUCGCAUUUGCCGCAGUCUUUGCUGCUCUUGUCGCCGCUGCUCCCGUCACCGAGCCCGCCGAGCUCGUCGCUAGACAGUGCACCUGCACCAAAGUCGGCGACGAGUGGAUUUGUCGCGGCAGGCUCUGCCAGGGCUGAAUGCAGGGAGACUUGGUACAAUGAGCGGGCCGACAUUGAUUUUUAGAUUCAAGCAUCAUCAUGCACGGUCAAAGGGGUUGUUUUGAUUGGACUCAUGUAAGGUUGAGAUUGGCUUUUAGAUUGACGUUCGGGAAUCAAUAGACUUCGCACAUAUAGUUUAGGUGUUCUUCUCUUGACGUCGAGCGAAACGUUAUCCUGGCUCCCACGUGGAUCUGCGGUCUUAGAAUGCUGUGCGAGCAAGAC